Pungitius pungitius (ninespine stickleback) is the source of this 2306-nucleotide messenger RNA. RefSeq names its product ring finger protein, transmembrane 1 (gene rnft1). Gene Ontology annotation, biological process: positive regulation of ERAD pathway. The transcript has 9 exons. Lineage: Eukaryota; Metazoa; Chordata; Actinopteri; Perciformes; Gasterosteidae. Gene Ontology annotation, molecular function: ubiquitin protein ligase activity. Bases 266 to 1480 code for a protein of 404 amino acids. Gene Ontology annotation, cellular component: endoplasmic reticulum. The record is from RefSeq and is a predicted model, not a curated record.
AACAUCUACAGAAGAAGUUCGCGACGUGAUGUCGUAAACAACGUCAAGAUGUCUGAUCCACCAGCUUAUGGUUUAGCCUAAACGCUACAGCUUAGUUUUGCUUUUGAUUUAACUUAGCUUAUGUUUAGUUUGGCGACGUGGAGAUUGUAUUAGAUGGAGACCAGCAACUUACCAUGAAACUCCGGAUGCAGAAUGACAGCUUUGUCUUCUUUGUCAAAGGAGUGAUACCAGAGGAGCACUGAAACUGAGGGACUCUCCUGCUGUUAUGCAGCCUGAUGCAAGUGAGCGGGGCGCCCAUACAGGAAAUGGUUUAUCCCCAACUCUGCAACAAACACUUCCCAGAACACCGACCCCUUCUGCUGCUGCUGCUGCUGCCACCAACGACCCGGAGAGCCACGAGGUGCGGGUAACCAUGACCAGCAAGCCUGGGGAGUCCAGUGGGUGCGCAUCCUCCAGGAGGUCCAGAGUCACCUCCCACAGCCACUCCCACUCUCAGCCACACGGACACCAUCGGGUGCCACACCACGCGCAUCCUGAGGCUGAGCUCGACCCGCCUGACUCUGAUCUGGACUCUGGAGAACCCAGUAGCUCCAUGUCUGAGCUUCGCUGCCUCUUCCGCUGGCUUCAAAAGAGUCUUCCUUUCCUUGUCAUCGUGUGUGCUAAACUAGUCAUCCAACACGCGCUCGGUCUGGCAGUUGGAGUUGGCCUCUUCACAACUUUUCUAUAUGUGAAUAAAAACAUUCAAACUCAGGUCUUUCUUCAGGACCGUCACUCAAAGCUGCAGUGUGUAUGGCUCCUGCUGUUCCUGGUCUCCUCCAGCCUCCUGCUUUACUACACCUUCCUCGACGAGGCCCUUCACCAUUGCCUCAUCUUCCUCAGCCCAACCAUUGAGCCGCUGGGUUUCUGGGAGGUUCUCUGGGCUGUCGGCAUCACCAACUUCAUAAUAAAGUUCAUCUCUAUGGGGAUCAAGUGCCUUAUCCUGCUGCUGCCAUCCUCGCUGGUGACAUACAGGACCCAGGGGCGGUGGGUGAUGCUGAGUGAGGAGCUGGGUCAAGUCCACCAGGCCACGGCGCCUUUCCCACUUUGGUUCCGCUACCUGGUCACAUACCAGGAGACUGACGGCACCCCUGGACUCACACUGGGGGUCCUGCUGGCUUUGCUCUAUCUCAUACUGAAGUUGUUGGGAUUGUAUGGACAAGGGGCGUUGUUUAUGAAAACCAUGAGGAUACUGGUUAAGGGCGAGCAUACAGGCUCAGCCGCCACCAGGGGUCAGUGCAACGAGGCAGGGGACAUCUGUCCCAUCUGUCAGGGGGAGUACAGGGAGCCUCGGGCCCUGCUCUGUCAGCACAUAUUCUGUGACGAAUGCAUCGCUCUGUGGUUCAACCGGGAGAAGAGCUGCCCUCUCUGCCGCACUGUGAUCACAGAGAAGGUUUACAAAUGGAGGGACGGAGCCACAUCUCCACAUUUGCAGAUUUAUUGAUUGUUUAUUGAGGGCUUUUGGGUGCAGGGCAUGGGUAUGAGCUGGUAAUUAAUGUAAUUGCAUGUGGCCGUCAAAGUAACUGCUACACCCAGUUUCAUUGAUCAUCUGAGGGCGGUGCCCCCUGCAGGAAGGACACACAUUGCAGAUGUGUUUGAUUGAACUACCAGCACAUCCCUACAUCCUAUUUUUGGAUUGUUUUUUUUCAUUUACAUGACUUUAUUCACCUUUUUAAUCUUGAUUUAACUUUUCCUGAAUGAGGAACACAUUGUUCUACUUCCAGUUCUCUCUACUUGUAAAUACGGGAACAUCAGAUUGAAUUCACACUGGGAGAUUAUAUAUAUAUAUAUAUAAAGUAAAAUGUAUUUUAAAAAGAUUUUUCAAUCACAUUUGACAAAACAUACAACACACAAACUCUCCUAUCCAAUGUUUCUUUGUAUUCAACUGUUCAAGAGUGCUUCUGAAUUCUGCUUUAGCUGCAUAGUUGACCUGUAAAGGCUUCUUGGAAGCCCACUAAAGUAAUAAUUGUUAUUAAAUGGUCCAGUAGUGACCAGAGCGUUGCCAUGGCAGACUGAUGAAUAAUUUAAUGUAAUGGACAAACAGUUUGUUAUGCUUUUGAUUACUAUUUCUUUGCAUUGUCUGAUAAAAAGGAUGCAACAGAGCGUGUGAGACUAAUUCGCACAAAUUAUUUUUCUAGAGGCGUCAGCCUUGUUUUUGUAAAAACCAAAGACUGGGAAAACUUCUAUUUUUGUUAUGUACAAAACCUCUUUACUGUUUCUUUUAUCCAUUCAAAUGCAUAAACUAUCUGAAUAAAGAUCUAUCUUUUGAA